Messenger RNA from Oryza brachyantha (malo sina), 985 nucleotides. RefSeq names its product GTP-binding protein YPTM2. Bases 129 to 740 code for a protein of 203 amino acids. The transcript has 8 exons. Gene Ontology annotation, molecular function: GTPase activity; GTP binding. The record is from RefSeq and is a predicted model, not a curated record. NCBI's taxonomy places the organism in Eukaryota, Viridiplantae, Streptophyta, Magnoliopsida, Poales, Poaceae.
UUUUCCCCUACCACCUCCUCCUCCUCUCCCGUCGCAUCCCACCCUUCCUCUCUCCCUCCCCCGCGUCCAGAUCCAAGCGGCGGGCGAUCCAGGGCGAGCGUCGCGGUCGCCCCCCGUCUCCGUCCGGCAUGAAUCCCGAGUACGACUACCUUUUCAAACUUCUGCUCAUUGGUGAUUCUGGUGUUGGAAAAUCAUGUUUGCUUCUCAGAUUUGCGGAUGACUCAUAUUUGGACAGCUACAUCAGCACAAUUGGAGUUGAUUUUAAAAUACGGACGGUAGAGCAGGAUGGGAAGACAAUCAAGCUUCAAAUUUGGGAUACUGCUGGGCAAGAACGUUUCAGGACAAUUACAAGCAGUUAUUACCGGGGUGCUCAUGGAAUUAUUAUUGUCUAUGACGUGACAGACCAAGAAAGCUUCAACAAUGUUAAGCAGUGGUUGAAUGAAAUUGACCGUUAUGCAAGUGACAAUGUUAACAAGCUUCUUGUUGGGAACAAGAGCGAUCUAACUGCCAACAAAGUUGUGUCAUCUGAAACAGCUAAGGCAUUUGCUGAUGAGAUGGGCAUCCCAUUCAUGGAGACAAGUGCCAAGAACGCCACUAAUGUGGAGCAGGCCUUCAUGGCUAUGGCCGCAUCCAUCAAGGACAGGAUGGCUAGCCAACCAGCCGCAGCAAAUGCAAGGCCACCGACCGUGCAGAUCCGCGGGCAACCUGUCAACCAGAAAUCGUCAUGCUGCUCGUCCUAAAGAUAUUCUUUCCUUAUAUGUAAAACUCGACGCACGUUACUACUGUUUGCUCACUGCAACUUAUUUGUUAUAUUCAUUUGAACGCCCUUGAUAGCAUCUUUUCUUUAAUCAGAUGGUUAGGGAGCUGCAAAUAUAUAUAUGUAACUUUGCUGUGUUGCUCUUUCCUCACGACACAAGAGUAGCAAGCAGAACCAGUGUAUUUGAUUCUUUUUACGCUUACAUUCUGUCCUUUUUCUCGUGUUCCA